UUUCCCCCAUCCUUCAAAACAGGAUUGAAGUCAAGUUUUGAAGGGCUCAAAUAAUGGGCCAUCCUCUCAUCCUCCUCAUCAUCACAAUUGUUUUCCUCUCAUCACAAACCAUCUCCAUAGCCAAUGAGAGUGAGGAAACCAAAUUUACUUACAUUAAAGGAGCUGAGAAUGGCCCAGAGAAAUGGGGGAAACUUCAUACAAAUUAUACAAUCUGCAAUGCUGGUAACAUGCAGUCUCCCAUUAAUAUUGAUGAUUCAACUGUUAAAAUUACCUCUAAAUUUGGGCAGUUGAUUCGACGUUACGAAUCGUCUCCUGCUAUUAUCGUCAACCAAGGCCAUGCUCUUCAGAUCAAGUGGACAGGUGAUGCCGGAAAGAUUAUCAUUAACGGUACCGAGUACUUCUUGGUACAAUGCCACUGGCAUACUCCCUCUGAGAACACCGUGAACGGCAAAAAGUUUGAUAUGGAGAUGCAUCUGGUUCAUAUGAGUGCAAAAGAUGAAAUUGCUGCUGUCUCCAUCUUAUACGAAAUUGGAGAGCCUGAUCAUUUCCUUGGACAAUUGCUGGACAGCAUCAAGCACGUUGAUCACAAUGGCAAAGAUUUAGGGGUCCUUAAUCCAAGAAAGAUCAGAUAUGGGAGCAAGAAAUAUUACAGAUUCAUUGGUUCCCUCACAACCCCACCAUGCUCACAGGGUGUCAUCUGGACAGUAAUCAAAAAGACAAAGACAGUAUCACAGGAACAGAUAAACUUAUUAAAGGAAGCUGUUGAUGAUGGUUACGAGCAAAAUGCGAGGCCAGUGCAACCACUCAAUGGAAGGACAGUAUAUCUCAAUAUGCCAUAGGAACAUUGUAGCCUUAUUUUUAAUGAGCACCCGGCCAUUUAAUUAUACGCACAUAUAUAUAUAUACAGAAACUGUAGCAUGUGCUGUUUAUAGGAAGUAUAUAUAUAUGUAUUGAGGGAGUGAUGCGCCUGAGCUUUUAAAUGAUGUAUCUGUAAUCUGUACGACUGUAUCGUACUGUUAGUGCUUGACUGCUUGUUUUUUUUUUUGUAAACAAUCUUUUGAUCACAUGGCAAAUUAAAGUCUUUGAAGUUUUGGAUGAA
Messenger RNA from Ipomoea triloba (trilobed morning glory), 1099 nucleotides. RefSeq names its product alpha carbonic anhydrase 4-like. The coding region runs from base 54 to 839 and encodes 261 amino acids. The transcript is spliced from 5 exons. Lineage: Eukaryota; Viridiplantae; Streptophyta; Magnoliopsida; Solanales; Convolvulaceae. Gene Ontology annotation, molecular function: zinc ion binding; carbonate dehydratase activity. The record is from RefSeq and is a predicted model, not a curated record.